Messenger RNA from Candidula unifasciata, 1505 nucleotides. Lineage: Eukaryota; Metazoa; Mollusca; Gastropoda; Stylommatophora; Geomitridae. The record is from the annotation of a GenBank genome assembly.
AUGGCCGAAAACUCCUUUGCAAAAAAAAAAAAAAAAAAUUUUCGACAGAAGAAUAAAUGUGAAACAGUUUCUCUCUUUUCUUCUAUAUCCGGAUGCGCCCAGAAUGGAAACGUCAAGGAAGUUGUUCGCAUCCUCAAAUCUGACCCCACACGUCUUCAUGCCAGGAAUGUUCAAGGCCAGAUGCCCUUGCAUGUUGCAGUAUCGAAAGGGCACCGUGAUGUUGUUGAAGCCAUCAUUAAUCAGAAAGCAGACCUGAACGCAGUGGACAGCCAGGGCAACACAGCGCUUCACCUUGCUGUCAUGGCCGAGUCACCAGACAUGGUGAGACUGCUUUUGAAGAAAGGUGCCAGCUUCACCAUCAAGAACCAGGCGCAGAUGAUGCCAGUCCACUUAGCAGCCGAGUUGCCAACAACUGAAAUCAUGAAGAUACUUCUAGAACAUGGAGCAGAUCCCAAUGCUCGAGGGGAAGGUGGUGUGACCGCCCUGCAUUUAGCCGCUGGACAGGAUAAUGGUGAUAUGAUGCGAUUAAUUAUGUCCACUGGAGGGAAGCCAUGCAUGAAGUGCGACUACGGUUAUUAUCCAAUACACGUGGCUGCCAAGAGUGCUUCAGCAAAUGCCAUGUCGGCAAUCAUUGAGCAAGCCCUCAAGUGUGGGUAUACACGGGAACAGAUCUUGAAUUUCAAAGACAGAGAAAAUAAUCUCCCCUUACAUUCCGCUGUCUAUGGUGGAAAUAUCAAGGCUGUCAGUGUGUGCUUAAAUGCCGGUGCGCUAGUCAACGCACAACAGGAAGACGGAUCCACACCUCUUCACUUCGCCUGUUCCCAAGGAAACAUGGAUAUGAUCAAGUUAAUGAAGGAGGCACAGCCUGAUCACUUCUUGGCAGCUGUGCAGUCUGUGGAUUCUAUGAAGAUGACACCCCUUCACAGAGCUGCUCUCUUCAAUCACAAACCGGUGAUGGAAUAUCUGUUAAAUGAGAAUGCAGAUAUAGACGCCAGAGAUAUCCAUGAACGCACUCCGCUACUUCUAGCAGCAUCCAAGGGCUGCUGGGAUACGGUACAGAUGCUUGUCCAAAGGGGAGCGGAUAUCAGAGUCAAGGACAAGAAUAGUCGCAAUUUUCUACAUUUGGCGAUCAAAUUUGGUGGAAAGCUCAAAUCCAUAGGCGGUUCAUUUAUGAAAGACAUACAACAUCUGCUUAACGAAAGAGAUGACUUUGGCUGCACUCCGCUACAUUAUGCUUCUAAAGAGGGUCAUCUGUUUGCUCUGGAUGAUCUUAUCAAGAUGGGCGCAGUGCUGAACUUGAAAGACAAUCACAAACAGUCGCCAUUCCACUUUGCUGCCAGAUACGGGCGUGUGAACACAUGCAGGCGACUGCUGGACAGCAUUCAUGGGCCCAACAUCAUCAACGAGACUGACGGGGACGGCCUGACGGCUUUACACAUCGCCGCACAGAACGGCCACACCAAGAUCAUCCAGCUGCUGUUGGAGAGGGGCGCGGUUGUCAGCAA